CGUUCGGUUGCCCAGAAAUGCUGGUUCUACUGUUGAUUGAUGCUUGCUUGAAGCGAUCGAUUUGAAGGGGCUGAAUGAAUUUCAUGCUGCGAAAUCGCCUGCGUGCUUCUCAGCGCCUUUGUCGAAUAUAGGCUUGUGCAGUCUGCUGAUGAGCUUGUGGGAAUUCCGUGAUUUGGUGUGGUCGUUCGUUGUGCUUGGUGGAUGCUGAAAAGUACAAGGCUGCUAAUCAGAGAGCGAUAGAAACUCUCGAGAAGUAUGGAGCGACACGCAUGGAAGUAGAUGUCGAUGGAUCGUUGUUAUACCGCGAGGCUCAAGUUAAUUCGAAUGACAAGCAUUCCCGUCCAAAAGCACUUAACAUUGAGGAAGAACAGUUUUUGAGGAUGUUCUAUGAAAAUAAACUUCGAGAAGUUUGUGGAGCCUUUUACUUUCCACAUAAAAUUCAGGCAACAGCUCUCAUAUACUUCAAAAGGUUCUAUCUACAGUGGUCGGUCAUGGAACAUCACCCAAAGGACAUCAUCUUAACCUGCAUAUAUACAGCCUGUAAAAUAGAAGAAAAUCAUGUAUCUGCAGAGGAGCUUGGUAAGGGAAUCUCACAGGAUCAUCAAGUCAUUCUCAAUAACGAGAUGCUAGUUCUUCAGAGUUUAGAGUUUGAUCUUAUUGUAUAUGCGCCAUAUCGCUCAAUUGAAGGUUUCACAGAUGAUGUUGGGGAUUUCUGCCAUGCAGAUGAUGACCAGCUUCAAUUGCUAAAGGAAACUGCAAAAGAGGAAGUAGACAAAAGUAUGCUUACUGAUGCACCACUUCUCUUUCCUCCUGGACAGCUGGCAUUGGCGGCUUUGCGUCGUGCUAAUGAGGUGCAUAGAGUUCUUGACUAUGAGAGAUACCUAGAGAACAUGCUCGUACGCCAAAAUUCAAUCCACAGCAGCACAGAGCUCAUUGAACAUCUGAAUGCCAUAGAUUCCUCGGUUAGGACAUAUAAAUUCCCUUCUGAGAAGGAUAUGAAACACAUUAACAGGAAGCUGAGAUCUUGUUGGGGCCUUAGUUCACAUGAUGAUAGUAAGAAACGAGACAAGAAAUCAAAGCACAAAUCCAAGCAGAGUGCAGAUUAGAUGCAAGAUGGGUCGUCUCUUGCUUAACAGUGUCUGCACAGCUGACGUAUUGUCAUUAGUGCCACACUCGUCAAAAUAUGCAUCUACUGCGACCGUGGGUGCUGAACUCACUCUUCAAAGCAUGUUUUGCAUCACGGAAAA
Syzygium oleosum is the source of this 1247-nucleotide messenger RNA. RefSeq names its product cyclin-H1-1. Lineage: Eukaryota; Viridiplantae; Streptophyta; Magnoliopsida; Myrtales; Myrtaceae. Gene Ontology annotation, molecular function: cyclin-dependent protein serine/threonine kinase regulator activity. The record is from RefSeq and is a predicted model, not a curated record. The transcript is spliced from 14 exons. Bases 270 to 1106 code for a protein of 278 amino acids. Gene Ontology annotation, biological process: regulation of cyclin-dependent protein serine/threonine kinase activity; regulation of transcription by RNA polymerase II. Gene Ontology annotation, cellular component: transcription factor TFIIK complex; nucleus.